AUGGCAGAUGUUUCUUUAGGAACUUCUUUCCUUCCCUGUAGAAAAUAUCGUAUUUUUAGCAAAAAAUAUUGGUUAUUUUUACUUGUAAUCUUUUUAAGCGUACAUCUUAGCUAUGGAAGUAACCAKAGAUUGGGAUUUGCGUCGAAAACUCCAUAUUUUUUCAAAGAAGUGCAAAGCAAGUCACAUCUGUCAGCUGAAUGCAAGGUGAUUCACGUUAAUUUUCUUGGACGACAYGGAACACGAUAUCCCAGUCACAAAGAUAUCAAGAAGAUAAAUACCAUGGCACUUUUGAUUAACCAUCUGCACGCAUCUCAUGGAGGAUUUGCGUUUGAUAAGGUUCAAUUCCCUUGGGCUAGUCCAUUCCAAGAACAUCACGACAAAAGCUUGACAGAAAGAGGUGAACAAGAACUUUAUGACAUAGCCAAACGCAUGCGGCGUCGAUUCCCCGAGUUUUUCAACUCUAAUCUAACUAAUGAUCAUUUGAAAUUCGUCAGUACACAGACAUCGCGUACUUUGAAGAGUGCCAUGGCAUUUUCAAUUGGUCUUCUGGAGGGYACUGGGAAACUUGGCACGUGUGGCAUACGCCCAGUUGAUAUUGAAUCAACAGAUAUCCACAAUGAUACAAUYUUGAGAUUCUUUGAUGUCUGUCCUAAGUACUUGAACACUGUAUCCAAAAAUAAAACAUCUUUAUUCGAGCAUCAUGACUUUAAACACACCCAGCAUAUGACAGAGGUUGUCGAACAUGUGCGACAGCAGUUUGGCAAUAACCYUGCCAUAAUGGCCAAGCAUGUGAUAGGCAUGUUUAUUGCAUGUACAUUUGAGUAUGCAGUGUUUGACAGAAGUGAUACAUGGUGCUCAGUUUUUAGACCUGAAGAUAUAAAUGUCAUGGAGUACUACUACGACCUAAAACAUUUCUGGAAGAGAGGRUGGGGGUACGAGGUGAAUACCAAAAUGGCCUGCCCUCURCUUUCAGCCAUGUUUACAGAUAUAAAGAGUUUUUUAAACRCAAGUGAUGUUCACAGAAAAGCAGGAGUUUUCCGAUUUGCUCAUGGUGAAACACUUCARCCAUUGUACUGCUUACUUGGUCUUUUCAAAGACACUGAGAUGCUAAGAUCCAACAAUUUUCACCACCAUACYGAACGUCACUACAGAACCAGCAGUAUUGUGCCUUUUGGUGCUAACUUGGCUUUCGUGGUAUACAACUGUACUGUCRGUGAAAAAGAAGACUACAAGAUUGAAGUACUUGUGAAUGAGCAACCUAUUUCUUUACCAUGUUGUGCAGGAGAUACCAAGUGUCCAUGGGAGAUGUUUGUACAUUGUUUUGAUGAUAAUGUGAACAGCUGCAAUUUAGAAAGUAUAUGUGAAGAGCCUGACAACCAUCAUGAUGAGCUGUAAAAUCCUCGCUAAAUUUCUGAUAUAUUUUUAUUCUGAUAAACUCAUAAAA
Messenger RNA from Exaiptasia diaphana, 1444 nucleotides. RefSeq names its product multiple inositol polyphosphate phosphatase 1. The record is from RefSeq and is a predicted model, not a curated record. Lineage: Eukaryota; Metazoa; Cnidaria; Anthozoa; Actiniaria; Aiptasiidae. The transcript has a single exon. The coding region runs from base 1 to 1395 and encodes 464 amino acids. Gene Ontology annotation, molecular function: acid phosphatase activity; inositol phosphate phosphatase activity.